Messenger RNA from Psilocybe cubensis, 2367 nucleotides. RefSeq lists its product as uncharacterized. The record is from RefSeq and is a predicted model, not a curated record. Gene Ontology annotation, molecular function: histone acetyltransferase activity. The transcript is spliced from 14 exons. The coding region runs from base 1 to 2367 and encodes 788 amino acids. Gene Ontology annotation, cellular component: transcription factor TFIIIC complex. Gene Ontology annotation, biological process: transcription initiation at RNA polymerase III promoter. NCBI's taxonomy places the organism in Eukaryota, Fungi, Basidiomycota, Agaricomycetes, Agaricales, Agrocybaceae.
AUGACGCUACCAUUGUACUCGGCCCUGGUCAUUCCAACUGUCACGUCGUACCCAUCCUUGAAGUGUGUACAGUGGUCCCCAGAUGGUCAAUUAUGCUUCAUUACGAAGAAUUCCGGUAUAAUUUUCACUCCCGACCAUGGCAUAAACUUUGACAACACUUCUGUCAUCAAGGCGACGCCGGGGAAGGAUGUACCAGUCCUUGGUUGGUUCAAGACCAUGAUCCAGCAUGACAAAAUUACACCUACAAGAUGGCCCGAGUAUUCGCAAGCCUGGGGUGCUGUAUCGUUAGGUUCAAUUGACAUGUCCGUCAUAUCAAUGGCAAUUUCGCCCGUUGGUGUUGCGUCAAAUGGUGGAUGCAUUUUCGUGUCUCUUAGCUCCAACAUGGACAUCAAUUUUUGGAUAGCUGGAAAGAAUUACCUCAAGGGAGAAUGGUUUAAUAUUUUCGACCUGACUUCCUUCCUUGUGGAUCACUUUGCAACCAAAGAAAAAGAGGACCUUGCGUCGAUCUUGCAAGCUCAGGCCGCCUGUAUCGAGUGGUCGCCUCGACCUAACUUUGGUUUGGUCCCUGAGCCAUCGAUAGAUGCAUCCUUAUUAAUACUUGGGACUCGAGCUGGCUGUUUAAAUUUUUUAAGGUAUCGGAAGGCUGACAAUCCUGAAAUUGUGGCCACACUUGCAGUCGCUGACAAAUGGAUCACUCAUACCGCGUUCCAAGGUUGGAACACUGUUGUGCAUGGUCAUUGCGAAGGAUAUUUGGCAUACGGUAUAUCCGACGGCUCGGUUGGAUUAGUCAAGAUCAGUCAAAUAUUACAGGAAAACACGACCACCUUCUCUUUCUCGAAGAGCUAUGACAUUCAAGUCAAGUUAGAACAUGAAUCAAGUUUGAUAUAUGGGCCCGAAUCACGGACUGGAAUUACUGCGUUGCAUUGGAUCCAUGUCCCCGGCAGAAGUCCGAUUCUCGUGUCCUCCCACCCAGGUCUUGUUAAUCUUUGGUCCGCCACUUCAGAUAAUGUCCCCACAACCACAGCAUACUGGACCGGCUUCCGCUCGCUUCGCCUACAGACUCAAAAAAUUUCUUCCGACGCGUCUGCUUUGCACCCUGUCACAGGACUCACGUACCUGCGCAAACAAGACAGGCUGGUGGUGACACUGUUCGACGGAUCGUUCCACGUUCUACGCUCAUUCUCGACGGACCCGGUCUGGGCGACGCGCACUGUAGUCGAUACGGGCGGAGAGCAGUUGACGUCGGAUGGACUGUCGAGCGUGUCGCGCGGGAUAUUUGUCAGGAUGGAAAAAGGUGCAGUGGAUAGAAGGGAUAUGGUCCAGGUUAACGGCGCGGUGUCAUAUGAUGACAAUGCCUGCUUUCUGUGGGUGUAUGAGUCGGCUUGUCCCUCUGACUUCAGCUAUAAGCACGAUGCAAAGCAUAGAACCACGCUGAUUGUCACACCGAUGUGGGAGGAUGAAAAUGAUGAGCUUCUGCUGCAAGAUCUCGCCACUCUUCUUAAUACAGUAAAAGCAUCAUCAGGUUAUUCCCCUCUUUACCUGCUUCGACCGUACAUGCUGCACCUCCGUGACCCAGCGAAAUUGCAUAACCUACACUCAAAACUCUUGGAGAUUUUAGCAACGCGACCGUUGGUGGAAGAUUUGUCCAAGACAAUCACGGUGCCUCCUCUGCAGGAAGUCCUCAAUGAUGAUGUCAGAUGCCAAUUUCGGUACUCGGUGUCUACUUCAUUAUUUGGAUGGGACGAUUUACUCUCUUUGAGGAUGAGACUCUCGCUUGCCGACUUUGCAUGGAAAUUGGCUAGCAACGAAGAGCGUCGCACGGAAUGCGGAGUCGUUGCUCAAGAUCUUCUCAACGCCAUCUCUUAUCGCAUCCUGCGCACUAUUAUACGCCAUCUCAUUGCUGCUAUCAAAUCACUUACACCCAAUGAUAUUCCAUUCGUGUCCCGAAUGAUUGUGCAAUCGUUGCUCCAUGGAUGUCCUCCCGAGCUAACUGAAGAAGGAAAUCAACUAUCUGUACUCAUCCAGCCUCUCCUCAACGCACCAUCUUCGUCGGAAUCGGGAACUCCAGAGGGGUUGUCGUCGAAACUGAAUGAAUUGUGUCCUGCUUGUGGUAUGGACGUACCGUUGGAAGAUAUCACGACAGCUGUAUGUGGCAAUGGGCACAGAUGGGCUCGUUGCUCAGUAACGACCUUUAUCUUGUCUACGCCAUGGGUACGGACCUGCGUAGGAUGCAGUCGAAAGGCUUUACUUCCGCCCUCGGCGCAGAAGGAUCUACCAAAAAUUGCACAAGGGUGGGUUGUGGAAGACCUCCUAGAAGCAGUUCAAAGGUGCUUGUUCUGUAAUAAUGGGUUUAUUAGUAUAUUGUAA